UCACGCCAAGGAAGAGAAGCAUGGCUCUGCUGUCGCAAGUUUUGCAGUGCCAAAGUGAUCGUGGUCGAAGGGACGGUGAGGGAAUUGGAAGGCCACGUGGAGAACUGUGCGCCAAGCUCACAACAAGAGCUAGAGCGCAACAUGCUCCGAGCUAGCACCAAGCGGAAGGCAGUGGAAAGCCUGGAUGCGCGCCCUGCCAAGGUUCUCCGGCGGUGUCUCGGCGAGAGUCAAUACGAGAACAUAGAUAUCGGGGACACAAAACUGAUUCGGCGCUCAAUUUACCGGCAACGGCGCAAGAAUAUUCCCGCAUUGCCUAAAUCUCACGACAGUGCGUUAGAGGCAUUCCGCACCAUGGAACUGACAACCAAGACCGGGGAGAAGUUUGUGCACGUCAGUAGGUUACUUGUGGCUGAGGUCAAGAUGCGCCACCACCUGCAAUCAAGAACGUGCGCAGAAAAAGUCUUCUCUUUUUAUGCUCAGCUAAUUUGGUAA
Molecule: messenger RNA, 492 nt
Organism: Frankliniella occidentalis (western flower thrips)
Lineage: Eukaryota; Metazoa; Arthropoda; Insecta; Thysanoptera; Thripidae
Exons: 4
Coding region: 142-492 (116 amino acids)
Source: RefSeq, a predicted model, not a curated record